ACACUCUCAGUGUGAUCCAGCUGAGUGGGUGAAAAGGAAGGGAGGGAGAGAGUGCGAGGGAAGAAGCAGCCACUCUUCAUCCCUCACUCGAGGCUCUCAGGCAGCCAGGCAGAUAUUCUUGGCUUGGAUGCAGUGCUCAUGACAGGAUUAAGAGUCAGGGACACAGGACUAACCGGAGAUCAGCAGGUUCUAGCGGACGAACCCGAGCCAGAUUCUCACCCUGCACGGCUGUGACCGGCCUCCUGUGUCCCUCCACAGUCAUCCAAAAUCCUUCCAAGCUUGACCCGAAUACCUAGAGCCCUUACUUCCUCUCCUCUCUUCUCCAGUCACCAUGCGUCUCCUCACCAUCCUCCUCCUCUUGCUCGUCAUCCGGUCAGCUGAACCCUGGCGAGGCCCUCGGUCAAAGGCCGCACAGAGGGGCACCAGGGGCCGUGUGCGGGGCAAAGGUAGGCCCGGAGUUAUGAGGCGUCAAACUCAGCAGUGUAAGGAAUACACAGAAGCGGGUGAGAAGUACCUGGACUGUCAGGACAGGCAGCUGACCACAGUGAUGCAGGACUGGAGCAAAGACAUUCAUCAUCUGCUGCUGGCAAGAAAUAAGAUUCAGGUUCUGAGGGACAACAUGUUUGCCCAGUUCACCCAGCUGAAGAGCUUGGAUCUCCAGCAGAAUGCCAUCUCCAUGGUAGAGGAUGAUGCAUUCAGCGGCCUCUCUCAGCUCACCACCCUGCUCCUCCAACACAACGACCUGAAAACAGCCUCAGAGGACAUACUGCUUCCUCUGCCCCUCCUCACCUACCUCCGUCUCUAUGACAACCCCUGGAGCUGCCACUGUGGAUUGGACAGCCUGGUCAGGACCCUGCAGGUGCCUAGCAACCGCAAUCUUGGCAACUUUGCCAAGUGUGCAGAGCCUCUUUCACUGAAGGGCCAGAAACUGAAAAAGCUGAAGGUGGACUUGUGUGAGGAAGAUCAAAGUCUGGAGGCCAGAGAGGUGCUGCAACCAGGGCCUUCAGUAGUGAAAGAGAAGUCAGAGGCCACAUCUAUGUGUCGCACAUACAUGUUUCCCAAACCUCUGCUGGACUGUAGCAACAAAGAUCUGACUCGCAUCCCAUCUGAGCUGCCAUCUGACAUAGUAAAGAUGGAUCUGUCUUUUAACAACAUCAAACAUCUCAGGCCCAAACAGUUCCUGCUGUCCAAAGAUCUCAAGCUGCUCAACCUUAGCAGCAACAACCUGCAACUUAUAGACACAGGUGCUUUUGCAGGUCAGCUGUACCUCCGUGAGCUUGACCUAUCCAACAACAGCCUCCAUUACUUCCAGUAUGGCGUACUGGAGGACCUCUACUUCCUAAGAAAGCUCUUGCUGGAGAACAACCCUUGGAUCUGCGACUACAGCAUCCACUACCUAAUUUACUGGCUCAAGCAUCAUCCAGGCAUCUCCUAUACUGGCCUAAUCUGCUCCGAACCGCAGGAAUUCAGGGGCUGGCGUGUUGAAGAUUAUGUCAAAACCUACAACGGAGAAUGUCCCAAGGAUAAACAAACACAGGGGAUGGAUACAGGACAGGGAGCACAAGGAGGGUCAGACAAUGAGGCACAGGAGGUGAUGGCGGAGACGGGUGACAGACAGGCUGAACGUCUUCCACAGCCUCUGAAAGAGAAAUCACCUGACAAGUUUGAGGUCAUCAGGCUGAGUUAGGAUGGAGAAGAAUCGAUGGAGUUUUGUGGUUUAAUUAAGGGAGAAAUCUUUGCAAGAAGAUUGAAACAGAUCUCUGAGGCCAGUAAUGGAUUAUUAAAGGUAGACUUAGUGAUUUGAUG
Messenger RNA from Melanotaenia boesemani (Boeseman's rainbowfish), 1806 nucleotides. It is a transcript of the gene lrrc17, whose product is annotated as leucine rich repeat containing 17. Gene Ontology annotation, molecular function: protein binding. NCBI's taxonomy places the organism in Eukaryota, Metazoa, Chordata, Actinopteri, Atheriniformes, Melanotaeniidae. The transcript has 5 exons. Gene Ontology annotation, cellular component: plasma membrane. The record is from RefSeq and is a predicted model, not a curated record. Bases 332 to 1687 code for a protein of 451 amino acids.